Rotaria sp. Silwood2 is the source of this 678-nucleotide messenger RNA. NCBI's taxonomy places the organism in Eukaryota, Metazoa, Rotifera, Eurotatoria, Philodinida, Philodinidae. The record is from the annotation of a GenBank genome assembly.
AUGGAAUUAUGUUUAACUGAUGAUUUUUCGCCUACUGAUUCAUCUAUUGUUCAUACACUUGAGUGCGUAGCUUCCGAUGAAGAAAUUGAUAAUAAUGAUGAGGAUAAAAUUGAUAAUCCUUAUAUAAAUAAUAAUAAUCAUGAUGAACAUGGUUUUGAUAAUGAAACUUAUGAUCAUCCACAUAAUGUUAUUACUGAAAGUAUUUUAUCAUGCGAUGAAGAUGAUUAUGAAGAGAUUUUGCGUUAUCAUCGUGGUGAAGCGGAUCGAGCGAAUGUUUCUAUAGAUAGUGAUCCAAUUUCUUAUACCAUGUCUGAUGACGGUGAAGCUGAACCAACCAUUGAAUUGGAAAUAACAAAGUACAUCUGCGAAGCAAACUUAGAUAAGUCAAAAACUAAAAAUCUUCUUUUAUUAUUGCAACAUCUGCAUGAUCAUCAAAUACCCCCACCACCAUCAACCAAGAGUCUAUGGAAUAAAUUGAACAUUAAAUUCGAAUAUUUAACAAUCGGAUAUUGUACGCAUUGUCUAAUAUAUCAGAAUCAAUCAGCACGAAGCUCAAAUCCUAUUACACUAUUCUUAUCUUGUGAUGGAAAACCAACAUUGAAGUCACGUAAAUGCUCUAUUUGGCCUGUAAGUAAAUCAUUCUAUGCUCAAUUUUUUUUUCAAAUCUUUGAUCAAUAA